Messenger RNA from Rosa chinensis, 648 nucleotides. RefSeq names its product NDR1/HIN1-like protein 1. The record is from RefSeq and is a predicted model, not a curated record. NCBI's taxonomy places the organism in Eukaryota, Viridiplantae, Streptophyta, Magnoliopsida, Rosales, Rosaceae. Gene Ontology annotation, biological process: defense response to other organism. The transcript has a single exon. The coding region runs from base 1 to 648 and encodes 215 amino acids.
AUGGGUGACGAAGAGAAAGCUCCUGUGCCUGCACCUGAUUUUAGCAUCCCUAAACCCGUCAUCUACGGCGUCCUCGGCUUCCUCGGCGUCCUCGGCCUCGUAGUCCUGACCAUCUUUCUCAGUCUCCGCCCCUCCAAGCCCAGCUUCACCAUCCAAGACAUCACCGUCUCCUCCUUCAAUGUCUCCACCAGCCAACCCUACCGCCUCUCCACCAACAUGCAAGUCACCAUCUCCUCUCGGAACACCAUGUCCCGAGUGGCGAUCAUCUACCGGGAGAUGGAGCUCUACGCCACGUACCGCAACGAGCAGAUCACGUUCCGGUACUCCCUCCCCUUGACGUACCAGGAGCACAAUGAGUUCGUGGUGUGGUCACCCUACCUGGAGGGCCACGUUGCGGCUAUUUCCCCGAUUUCGGGGCCCGUUCUGAUGCAGGAUCUGAACUACGGGGCGGUGUUGGUGAUCAUCAAGAUUGAAGGGCGGUUGAAGUUUAGAGUGGGUGGGUGGACGUCUGCGUACUACCGGUUGUACGGGCACUGCCCGGCGAUGAUCCAGUUGGGGGACAUGGACACCAAGAAGGAUUUCGCAGUGUCUGCAAAAGAGUUCAAGUUUCUGUUGGUGCAAAAUUGUCAUGUCGAGAUUGCUCGGUAA